Rubroshorea leprosula is the source of this 2799-nucleotide messenger RNA. NCBI's taxonomy places the organism in Eukaryota, Viridiplantae, Streptophyta, Magnoliopsida, Malvales, Dipterocarpaceae. The record is from the annotation of a GenBank genome assembly.
ACCUCUUCAUUUCCACAAGAUUAUCGUGCUUCCUAAGCUCAUUAUUCCUCUUCCUCCUCUUCCUCUUCAUUUAUAAUCUUCAUUCUUCCACAUGUUUUCCUCAAAAAACCUGAGUUCAAUACCAAUCCCUUGGAAUUCAUCAAGUAGUUCUUUUUUGGAAGCUGGUUUGAUCCAGCAAGAACGGAUAGAGGGAGUUCCAUGGAGGAGGAUGGAAGUGUUCGUUUACAGGUUUUGGACCUGAGGAGGAUAAGUGAAGCCUGUGCUUCAAACACCAUGUUUGAGCCUCAGAGCAGUGUGGAGAAGAGAGAAAGCAAUGCAGAGUCUGUUUCUUCAACAACAUCCAACCUCCGUGCCCCGGAGAAGAAGCUCACCCUCUUUGCCCUCCGCCUCUCAAUCUUUGAGAAGACGGCUACUGGCCUGGGAACCCUGGGAUUCAUCUGGGCCACGGUGGUUCUUCUUGGUGGCUUUGCAAUCACCCUGGACGAAACUGACUUCUGGUCCAUCACUGUUAUCUUGUUGAUUGAAGGGACGAGGAUUUUCAGCAGAAGUCAUGAACUUGAAUGGCAGCAUCAGGCAACCUGGUCUAUUGCUGAUGCUGGAAUAAGCAGUUUCCGGGCACUGAGAUCCAGCUCUCAAGUCGCUAUUUCAAUGUUCAAAUCCAUUUUCACUCCUAUUUCUAAUAUCAAAAAACAGAGCCGUCAUGGCAGAGAAAUUACAAGGAAUAAUUGUUCCAAAGCUGAAAGCUUUAAUCAUCCAAGAACACCAGCAAGAACAUGGGUUAGUUCAGAUGUUCCUCUUCUUCCAUAUGGCCAAUGGGUAUUCUCAUCCAGAAAUGUCAGCAAGCUUCUGUAUUGGCUUCAGCUUCUGUCUGCAACAGCUUGUAUUGUCCUGUCAUUGAUGAAGCUUAUAAGGCACAACUAUGGCAAUAUACAGAAGGGGGAUACUGACAAGAGAAAUCGGCGGUCCGCUCUUAACAUUUUCUAUGGCCUGGCAUUAGCUGAAGCUCUGCUGUUUCUGAUGGAAAAAGCUUACUGGGAAUGGAAGGUGAUAUACUGCAAGCUCUUGGAAGAAGUAAAUGGGGAGUGUGAGUUGGGGCCUACAGGUCUGGUGUCAAUCCGGAGGUUUUUCUAUGAUGCUUACUCAAAAUGUGUUAAUGGAAGUAUCUUUGAUGGGUUGAAAAUGGAUAUGGUGAGCUUUGCAAUGGAUCUCCUGGAUUCGAGUUCCCCCGAUGAGCAGCUCAUUGGAACAAGAAUUCUCCGCCAAUUUGCAGUCAGUGAGCGGUUCUCGGAUGAUACGUUGCAGAAGAUUGGGAUAAACCUGUCUGUGGUGGAAAGACUAGUGGAGAUGUUGAACUGGAAAGAUCCAGAGGAGGAAGAGAUUAGGAAAUCAGCUGCGGAGAUACUGUCAAAGCUUGCUGGAAAGAAGCAGAAUGCUCUACGUGUUGCUGGAAUUCCUGGUGCCAUGGAGUCCAUUUCAUCACUGCUCCAAACCAACAGAAGCUCAGGUGCUGCAGCUGAUGAAAUUGGGGAGAAGAAACCAAUCUUUGAUCAUGCAGGUUAUGGGUACUGGACGUUCAAUCAUUUAGGCCUUCUCAUUUUGAAGAAACUUGCUCGGGAUCAUGAUAACUGUGGGAAGAUUGGAAACACCAGAGCCCUCCUGCCCAAAAUCAUAGAUUUCACACACGCUGGAGAAAGGCUGCUAAGAGAUGAAACUGUGACACCAUCUCAGAUCCUGACGGUGAAAAGAUCUCUGCAGCUGUUGAAGAUGCUGGCAAGCACGACCGGAUCAACAGGGAAACUUCUCCGGAAAGAGAUAUCAGAGAUAGUUUUCACAAUCAGCAACAUCAGAGAUAUUCUACGGUAUGGAGAAAAACACCCAAUGGUGCAGAAACUAAGCAUAGACAUACUGACCAAUCUGGCUUUAGAAGAGGAAGCAAGGGAGACAAUUGGGGGCACUGGUGGAGUUCUGAAGGAAUUGUUCAACAUCUUCCUCAACCAGUGGAUUCCAGAAUAUCAGAAUCAUGUGAGGACUGCUGCAGGAGAAGCAUUAGCAAUGCUGGCCUUAGAAAGUAGAAGCAAUUGCUACAGAAUCCUGAAGUUAAAAGUACUGGAAAGGCUCAUUGGAGCACUGGAAUCUCCAUUACUUCGCAUCAAUGCUGCAAGAAUCCUGAGAAACCUGUGCUCCUACAGCGAAGAAGAAUGCUUCAACCAGCUAAAGGUGGUCACAGCUGCAGCACCAACGGUACUGAGAGCAAUAAUGUCUGAAGAGAACAAACUACGGGAAGUAAUGGUGGGACUAGCAGCGCAAGUGUUCAAAUUCUUGACUUCUGAAGAAUCAAGCAUAAUGUUUGAUAAAGCUGGGAUUACAGAGGAAGAAUUGGCUAACAAAUUAGUCCAAAUUCUGAGGAAGCACAGCAAUCCAUCAGCUAAAGUUCCGAGAAUGAGAAGAUUUGCCAUAGAGUUGGCAAUCUGGAUGAUGUACACUGAUGCAAGAAACAUACUUGUCUUUGAGGGUCUGGGGAUGGAGAAGGAGCUGGAGGGUGUUCUAGAGACCACAUCAGAGCUUGAAAGCUUCCGGAUUUUCUCUGGCACAGUGGGGCUCAGCCGGCACAGCAUACCAAUUCACUCCCUGGUUGAAACUGCACUGAAGCUACUGAAGGAAAGGUGAAAGAAACUCAAAAUAUGCACUUCAUAUUUCCAAAUACCACUACAAAUGUAUUAAUAUUUGAUCUUGUAAAUAAGCAUUCAUAAGAGUAACAGCAUAUCUUUUUUCUCCAGGCAAUAAUUAUGUCAAUGUAAU